GAAAUGAUGAAAAAGCCAAGUUUGGUUGAUGAUUUAGCAAGUUUGGAAUGUAAUAAAGGAUGAUCUAGUUUUCUGCUAGAUAUUUAUAUGUUGGGAUUAGAUAUUCAAAAAAUUCUUAAUUUUAAUGGUUAGUUUAGAUAAAUAACUGAGUAAGAAGUUUAAUAAGAGAGAGACUUAUUGGUACUAAAAAGAUUUAAUGAGAGGUCAAUGUAAAAUAGUAAUAUUAUAUAAAUACAUUAAUAAAAAUAUUAAUAUGUCAGAACUUGAGAUAGCACGCAAGAAAAUAUCAUUUGAUGUAAAAAAGUUGUCACACUUCAUUUGGGAAGGAGAAGAGAGAUUCAAUAGAUUCAUGGCAUUUUAGAAACUUUGUAGUUCAGAUCCUCUUCUUCGUAAUAAUCCAAAGGACAUUGGAAUAGGAAGAGCAGAGACAUAUGAAUUGUAUGCAAGAAAAAUGAAGAAGUUGUUAGAGGUGGCUGAUUUAAGAGAUAUAAAGGAGUUUGCAACAUUGAUAUAUCCAGAAGCUGUAAGAUAAUGAUAGUAUAUUGAAUAGUUAGUGUCGUCAUUGAAUUAUGAGAUGUUCAUGCCUACAAUAUUGAAUUUGGGAACAGAAGAAUAAGUGAAGUUAUUUUAUGAGCCAGCAUCAAGAUGGGAGAUAUUGGGUUGUUAUUCAUAAACAGAAUUAGCUCAUGGUUCAGAUAUCAAUAGAAUUGAAACAAUAGCCACAUAUGAUAAAUAAACAAAAUGUUUUAUAAUUCAUACUCCAUCAUUAAAAGCAACAAAAUGGUGGGGUAGUGAUAUGGGUAUAACAGCUACUCAUGUAGUAACUUAAGCUUAAUUAUAUAUUGAUGGUAAGAGAUGUGGAGUAUAGAAUUUUGUUGUAUAAAUAAGAGAUGUUAAAACUCAUUAAACAUUACCCGGUGUUUUAGUUGGGGAUAUUGGAGCUAAAUUUGGAUAUAAUUCAAAAGAUAAUGGGUAUUUAAGAUUUGAUAAUGUUCGUAUUCCUAAAGUAAAUAUGUUAAGUAAGUAUGUGAAUGUGUCAGAUGAUGGCUAAUUCACUAAAACUGGAGAUGAUAAGAUUUGGCAUGCAACUAUGCAAUUAAUGAGAUAACAUUUCUUAGAUUCUGUUUGGAAAUGUUUAGGAAUUGGUUUAACUAUUGUUAUUAGAUAUUCUUUAUAAAGAAAAUAAUUUAAAGAUUCUCUAGGUUAAGAAAUUCCAAUCUUUGAUUAUUAACUUUAAUAACAUAAACUUAUCCCUUUGAUUGCUGAAAUGUAUGGAUGUAUGAUAGGAAGUAAGAGAGUAUUUGCUAUGGCUUAAGAUAAUGUUGCUAGAAUCAAAUAAAAGAAUGAUUUCUCUAAAAUGAUGGUAUAACAUUAAUUAUUUAUUUUAGGAAGUUCAUGUUGUUUUGAGUGCUUCAAAGGCAUAUUAUACAUGGAAUUGUUUCUUUGCUCUAGAAAAGGUUAGAUAAUGUGCUGGAGGACAUGGUUAUUCUUAUUAUUCAGGAAUCCCACCUCUUAUUACUGAAAUGAGUCCAUGUGUUGUAGCUGAAGGUGAUAAUACUGUAUUAUCAUUAUCUGUUGGUAAAGUUUUGUUGAUGUAUCUUAAUAAAGGUAACAAUGUUUAUAUUGUUCAUAGCAAUGUAAUCAGGAAAAGCUCCUAACACCACUUGUGAUUAUUUGGAAGACAUCUUCAAUUAUUUGACUGAACUCAAAUAACCAUUAAUUUCUAAAGAAUGCACUAGAGAUCUUGCUAAAGUUUUGGCUGCUCUAAGAUAUAAUGUUGCUUUCAAUGUUGCUAAUGCUGGAUAAAAACUACAAGCUCUUAUGGGUGAUAAAGGACUAACAUUCAAAGAAGCCACUGAUAAACAUUUAGGAAUCCUUUUAUAAGAAAUUGCACACACUUAAUCUAAUUAUUGGACUUAUAGAACUUUCCUUGAAGAGCUCAAUACUUUAGUUGAUCCAAAUAUUAAAGCUGCCCUCACUUAAUUAUGUUUAUUGUAUGGUCUCAAUAAGAUUUUGGAAUAAUAAGGAUAAUUGUUUGAAUAUGGAGUUUUAAGUGGUCCUCAAUUUGUAUGGAUCAGAGAAACUAGAGAUGAUAUUAUUGCCAAUUUGAAAGACAAUGCAUUAGGAUUGGUCGAGGUAAUAAAUUCAAACAUAUUUAGGCCAUAGCAUAUGAUGAUAAUAGUGUCAGAUCUGCUAUUGGAGAUUCUUAGGGUAAUCCAUAUGAGAAAUUAUAUCAUUGGGCUAAAGAUCUUAAUCCAUUAAAUGAACCUGAAUUCCAUGAAUAAGUUUUCAAAACUAUUAAGACUAUCAGAACAGCAUCUCCACAUGCUAAAUUAUGAUUAAGAUUAACAAAUUAUGAGAU
Molecule: messenger RNA, 2362 nt
Organism: Paramecium sonneborni
Lineage: Eukaryota; Ciliophora; Oligohymenophorea; Peniculida; Parameciidae
Source: the annotation of a GenBank genome assembly